Molecule: messenger RNA, 1868 nt
Organism: Biomphalaria glabrata
Lineage: Eukaryota; Metazoa; Mollusca; Gastropoda; Planorbidae
Exons: 4
Coding region: 474-1076 (200 amino acids)
Source: RefSeq, a predicted model, not a curated record
UAUGUUUAGUCUAAACAUAGAUUUUAAGACUAAGACUGAUUUAUUGAUCCGUAUGGAAAUUUGUUGUGAUUACAAGGACUCAUUUCUCAUAUAAAGACAACACAACAGAAACAUUCACAUAAAUAGAACAGACACAGACAUAAAGAGUUUAUUCAGUGACUACACACAGACGUCUUGAUCUUUCUCAUGCCUCCUAGUCAACGAGUGGCGCUGAGAUAAAGUCUGACCGAGUAAAGAACGAGAGACUAUUUGUACCGUUCGGUUCUAAGUCUUGAGUGACUGAAGUCGCACACUUCGCGACGACUUGACCUAGUUAUGACGGUGCGUAUGCAGUUUAUUUUAAACUCGAGCUAAAACUAAACUCAUUUGGGCUUAAAUAUAAAUAUUCCCUUCAGGAUGCAAAGGAUGCUGGCAGGACUUGAACUCUAGAGAAUGGCCACUACAGCUGAAGCUUGACUUAUAUUGAAGAGAAAAUGAUCAACAAGUGUCUUAUAUUCGCUUUGAUUGGAUAUUAUCUUAGCAGCAGCAGUACUCCAGUGCAAGCUAUCUUGUGUUAUCAGUGCGCUGACUUAAAAGGUGAAACAAAUUGUCAGACCAACUUUGAGCUGCUGGCCAAUGCGUCUUUGCUCCUUACCAAAGAGUUCUUCCAAAACUGUACCGAAUCAAAUCAUUUGUGGAACAAAUGCAUGAUUGAAAGAUAUUGGCUUUCAAAUGAACUGAUGACAUUUCAUCGCGGGUGUCAUGACGGGGAAAAUUUCAUCCGGAUGUUUAACGAAUCCCGAUUCCAGGGCUUAAAGCCUAAUAAUCUGACAACGUGCGCCCACUUGGGAGACUCGGGCACCCAUUUCGCCUGCUAUCAGUUCUGCGACACAGACUUCUGUAACGGCCCUGCCAAACCCGAAAAUAAAACCUGCAACGUCACAGUGUCGUCUGCGUACUAUGAUGAAAUCGAGGAAGAGAUAUGCGCUGUCAAGGGACUUCAUUAUCGUCCAGAAACUGUAUUUUUGAACUUGGCUUGUCUGGCUGUGACCAUUUUGUCUGUGAUUGGUGUACAUACUGUGGAAGUGGCAUUGUAGUUAUAGUCAUAGUCUUGUUAUUAAAUUUUAUUCUGUCUUCGUGGCCAAGACUUAUAUUGGAAAUGUUGCUGUUACGAGCAGAUGAGACUCUUUUAAUCCUACACCAACACAGAACUAUACAAGUCGUUGAUUAUGAGAACUUUAAUCUUGUUCAGCAAAUAAUAAUGUAAAUAAUCUUCUCGUUCACAAUACUCCACUUUUCUCUUCUCUUAUUUCAGCACCUAUUCUCACCAUUCCACGCUCACACUAAGCUGCGCAGGUAACAGAUACACUUGGUUAUAUUCUAGUUUUAGACUCUUGGUGGCCAAGACUUUAAUUGGAAGACAUUUAGCGGGGAUUUUAUUCAAACUGUUGAAUAAUUUGAAUAUUUCUUGGACAAGGAUUAUUGAGUGACGCGAAUAAAUAUCUAUGAAUCAAUCAAUCAAACAAUCUAUCUAUCUAUCUAUCUAUCUAUCUAUUUAUCUAUCUAUUUAUCUAUAUAUCAAUCGAUCGAUCUAUCUAUCUACCUACCUAUAUACCUACCUACCUAUCUACCUACCUAUCUAUCUAUCUAUCUACCUAUCUAUUUAUCUAUCUAUUUAUCUAUAUAUUUAUCGAUCGAUCGAUCUAUCUUUUAUCUAUCUAUUUAUCGAUCCAGUGCUUUUUUCUGACGGUACGCACUGGUACGGCGUACCUGCACCUUUUUCAAUGUGGGGAAAAAUAUUGCUUUUCUUGUAUUUUAACGUUUAUUAUUAAUUUAUUAGUAGUUAAAAGUUAGGCAAUCCAUCACUGAGUACCGGCACCUAUUUCUUU